Candidozyma duobushaemuli is the source of this 840-nucleotide messenger RNA. RefSeq lists its product as uncharacterized. The coding region runs from base 1 to 840 and encodes 279 amino acids. Gene Ontology annotation, cellular component: cytoplasm; membrane. The transcript has a single exon. The record is from RefSeq and is a predicted model, not a curated record. Lineage: Eukaryota; Fungi; Ascomycota; Pichiomycetes; Serinales; Metschnikowiaceae.
AUGGCUACACUGUCUCCUAAAUCCCUCUUCACCAGGGUCAUCAAUGCACCACGAAUACACAAUGUGCCUGUUCUUAAUGUUGUGAUAAUCUCGGUGCUCGGGUCGUUUCUCCUCAAACUCACAACAAAGUACAACGACUUGUACAUGAAGAGUUCCUUGGUCACGAUUAUAGUGACCAACUUGGUGCUUUACGGCAUUUCCGAGACAUUGGCACAAUCGCUUCUUAGCUAUAGAGGCCUGGCUGAGCGGUUUUCUGUUACGGUCAACGAGCCAUCCUACGAUUUAGAGGCAGAAUUGGGAAACACCUUUGAAGACGAGGAUCCGGAUAAUGAUACCGAGCUGCUUCGAGAGGAACACGUCACGGAGUUUUUGCAAUACCUAGAUGGAGAAGAAGUGCAAAGCGAGGGGAUCACUCCGGCGUUCUUGGGGCCUCAGUUGACCUACUUUCUGUUCAGCAGACUAGCUGGAUUUAUGUGCUGGGGCUUUAUCAUGGGAAUGGCGCAGUGCUUUUGGUAUAAGUUCUUGCAGAUUUACUCCAAGGACCCUAAGGUUGUGGAGGUUAUCCGGAAGGUGCUCAGCGACCAGUUCUUAUACUCUCCAGUUUCGCUCUUUUGCUUCUUCGUCUACGGUACUAUGGUGUUGGAUAACGGCUCCUGGGAAGACGCCACCGAGAAGCUUAAAAAGAUCUACCUCAAGACGCUCAUGAUCAACUACAGUGUUUGGUUUCCGGUGCAGUUCAUUAACUUUUUGUUGGUGCCCCGUCUGCUUCAGGUUCCGUUUUCCUCGUCGAUUUCCGUUCUCUGGAACUGUUUCCUUUCCAUGAGGAACUCCCAGUCGUAG